Zophobas morio is the source of this 1606-nucleotide messenger RNA. RefSeq names its product acyl-coenzyme A diphosphatase FITM2 (gene Fitm). The record is from RefSeq and is a predicted model, not a curated record. The coding region runs from base 56 to 1192 and encodes 378 amino acids. Gene Ontology annotation, biological process: phospholipid biosynthetic process; lipid storage; lipid droplet organization. Gene Ontology annotation, molecular function: coenzyme A diphosphatase activity. Lineage: Eukaryota; Metazoa; Arthropoda; Insecta; Coleoptera; Tenebrionidae. The transcript has a single exon. Gene Ontology annotation, cellular component: endoplasmic reticulum membrane.
AAUCUCACCUUUGUCUCAAAUUCCAAAUGUCAUUUUCAUACGUCACUUUUGACACAUGUCAGAUAACAAAUGUCAAAGAGUCACCAUCAUCAUGGCGACAAAGCGCCGACCCCUGCACCAAAAAUUGAAUUUCCGCCCUAACACGAGCGACAACAACCUGGAGUACCGCGGCACGAAACCAACAUGUGAGCCGACCUCCAUCAAAGAGACCAUGAUGCUCAUGGUGCUCUACCUGUGCAAGAAAUCGCUCUUCUUCGACACUAACCUCAAAGUGGCGAUCUACCUCGGGACCCUUUUCCUGCUCUCUUUGUUCGCGGACUUCGCCAGCGUGCCCAAGAUGUACCUAUCCCGCUCCGACAACAUCUUCAACAAGUUCUUCGUGAAGUUCGCCUGGGGCUGGAACCUCCUCCUGCUCGUCCCGUUCGUGGUCUUCACCACGUACAUCUACUGCUGUGGCCAGAAACAGCGGAUAAUCAAGCACCACUUACUCAGAAUCUGCAUCGCGACGUUCUUCUGGUGGUUCUGGACGACUUUGUUCAACGUGGUGGAGGCGUCGUUUGGACGGUGCAACCACAGGCAGUUCGGCACCAAGGGGUCCUGUUUACAAGCCGGACACGUCUGGAACGGCUUCGACGUCUCGGGACACACGUUCAUCCUCAUCUACGGGAGUCUCCUACUUAUUGAGGAGACCCGCUGCAUGGAGAACUGGGACAGCAUCAAGGAGCACCUGCGUCUGGAAAACCACCACCGAGUGUCCAGAGACCCCUCCCAGAAUCUUAACCCUUUGCGAAAUUUAUCAGACCCAGAAAUGCACGACUUGCAACUAAACUACAAGAAAUACACCCCGUAUAUACGGGGGCUGUUCAUUACCAUCACUCUCUUCCAAAUAAUGUGGGACGUGAUGCUGGUGUGCACGAUGCUGUACUACCACAUCAUGAUUGAAAAGUUUCUGGGGGGCGCUUUGGCCAUCUUGACGUGGUUUUUCACGUACAGGAUGUGGUAUGUGCACCCGAAGCUCUUCCCGAAGUUGCCGGGGCAGGGGGUUUUCAAGUAUAUUAAGAAGAAGGGGGAGCCGCAGGCGGUUCCCAGGAGGAGAACUGGGAGUGUGGUGAACGGGCGGGGGCCGUUGUUCAUGGGGCGGCCGAUUUACCCGCAGCAGGAGGCGGCGCAGGAAGAGUCGUCGGCGCAAUAACGUUGUAGUUAGGUUUGCUGUUGAUUUUAUUAAUGAAGUACAAUUUUAAUGGUGACUGAUUCGAAUGGGUUUUUUUUGUACAAAUUCACUGGAUUGUUUUUGUGUAUGACAAGUAGGGCCGGCGGUAGCUGCCGGUUGGGGUUCAACAAUCUGUGAUCCUGGUAGCGUUAUCAAUUUUAUAUCUGCAAAUAAUUCUAAAUGUUAAAAAUGUACACGAAUACUUUUUACGGGGGUAUACAUAUAUGUAAAUACGUAAUUUAUUGCUUAAGAUGUUUUUGUGUUGUGGUGGUUCUGUGUUAGUGAUUUGUAUUUAUUUUUAUUUUUAUUGCCUACUGCGGUAGGGGUGGUAUUUAAAAUACUAAUUUUUUGGGUUGUUAUACUUUAUUUUUUGUUAUUAAAUUAUUUUCAAGGAAA